Arachis duranensis is the source of this 1077-nucleotide messenger RNA. RefSeq lists its product as uncharacterized. Gene Ontology annotation, molecular function: nucleic acid binding; RNA-DNA hybrid ribonuclease activity. The coding region runs from base 1 to 1077 and encodes 358 amino acids. Lineage: Eukaryota; Viridiplantae; Streptophyta; Magnoliopsida; Fabales; Fabaceae. The transcript has 2 exons. The record is from RefSeq and is a predicted model, not a curated record.
AUGCCCAGCCACGCUUGUGUCGCCGGUGCCGCCUCAGUCGGAACUGCCGCCGUCAAAGAGGGAGGCGGCGUGCCGCUGUUCUGGUUGUCAGGAGCAGUCUUGUGGCCACCAGAAACACCACCGGGGAUGCCGCCACUUGGCUCAGUAACUUCUCCUUGGUUGUGGGCUGAGUUCGAGUUAUGGCAUGUCAUGGUUAGGGUUGUUGUUACUGUUGCGACAGAGUUUCGUUUGGGUCGUGGUUUAGCUUUAUCUAGCACCUGUCAUCGGUGUCAGAAUGGUUCUGAAUCCAUUCUUCAUUGUCUUCGGGAGUGCCCUAGUGCCAAGGAGGUCUGGACCCUUUUAGGCUUGUAUUCAGAUAACUCGAAUUUACAUGAUUGGCUCUACAGAGGUGCAAGGAGUGGAGAUGCUUUUCUUUUCUUUUCGACUAUCUGGUGGAUUUGGAGAAGCAGAAAUCAUGACUUAUUUAAUAUAGAUGAUUCAUGGAGUGCUAGUAAAGUGGUGAGUUUGAUUCGUAGUUCAGUAAGGGAGUUUCACACUAUUUUUGCUAUGCAUCAAUCUCUGUCUCCUCCUUCACUUUGUUUGCAUUGGGUUCCACCUCCAGUUCAUUCUGUUAAAUUGAAUUGUGAUGUUAGUUGGUUUGCUCCUUCUGGCUAUGCUGGUUUUGGUUGUAUUAUUCGCAAUCCUGAUGGAUGUUGGUUGAAAGGUUGCACUGGAAAAGUCGAAGUGUGCAGUGUUCUUUUUGCUGAAUUGUAUGCAAUUUGGAGAGGUUUACUUCUUACUUGGGAGAGUGGAUUUCGUGAGGUUAUUUGUGAAACAGACUGUUUAGAAGCUCUUUUCUUGGUAAACCAAAGAAUGCUUAGUAAGGAUAUUCCGGAAUGGGAUUUGGCAAAGCAUAUUCAGGAGGUUAUGAAUUGGAAUUGGAGAGUCUCUAUUCUUUUAAUUCAGAGGACUGCAAAUAGUGUUGUAGAUUGUAUGGCUAAAGCAGCUGCUUCUGUCGCGGACAUUCACUCGAAUUGGAGCCAACCAUGGAGUGAGCUUCAACAUCUAAUAGAUUUAGAUAUGACCCUAGCCAAUUAA